ACUUACGCCAUCCACAGCGCUCCUUCUGCUCGCGUUGGCGCAACGACGAACUCCCGCUUCGCGUUUAGAAUAUACUAUAGGUUGCAGAGUGCACAUAGGUGAAAGGAUUCAAACCAUUCGAGCACUAUCGCACGCAGGAGAGUUUCUAAGUCGUACUUCUGGGCGCUAUCCGAAGCGGCUGCUAGGGUUUUCCGCUUUGACUCCUCGGUCUCCAAAGCCCACGGAUCAACAUGAGUAAAUCCGGUCAAGCUCCUGAUUUAAAGAAGUACAUGGACAAGAAACUCAACAUAAAGCUGAACGCGAAUCGCACGGUAGUGGGGGUGCUGCGGGGGUUCGACCAGUUCAUGAACCUGGUGCUCGACAACACCGUGGAGGUCAGCGGGGCCGACAAGACCGACAUCGGCAUGGUGGUGAUUCGGGGAAACAGUGUGAUCAUGAUUGAAGCGCUGGAAAGCGUAAGGUAACACAUGGGUUUCUGGUGGCGCCAUGUGCCUACGCAGCUCCUCACAGAGCGUUUUGUUCUGUGCUCUGCUGCUCGGCCCAGUUUGACCCAUUUCUAACUUGAUAAAGCAUUUGUAAGGAUAGGUUAUGUAGGUGGUACUGUAUACAGCUGGAUAACACUAUGUUUGGAUGGCAUUCUCGGCACACCAAGCGCCAGUCUAUGGUCUGAAUUGCAUCAUUGUAGGUGUAGGUGUUGUCAAACAUAUGUAGAACAUAUAUUUGUAUAGACUGUAUAGGGUCACCUCUUAGAGGUGGGGGGAUCCUAACCUACGCGUGAUACCAUAUCAAACUGAGUGAACUGAAUGGAUGACUAGUAGAAGAGUACAGAUAGAUAUACCUAAGUUGU
Messenger RNA from Closterium sp. NIES-67, 847 nucleotides. The record is from the annotation of a GenBank genome assembly. Lineage: Eukaryota; Viridiplantae; Streptophyta; Zygnematophyceae; Desmidiales; Closteriaceae.